This is a messenger RNA of Camelus dromedarius (Arabian camel), 2182 nucleotides long. Its product is annotated as arylsulfatase F. The coding region runs from base 1 to 1743 and encodes 580 amino acids. The transcript has 10 exons. The record is from RefSeq and is a predicted model, not a curated record. Gene Ontology annotation, molecular function: arylsulfatase activity. Lineage: Eukaryota; Metazoa; Chordata; Mammalia; Artiodactyla; Camelidae.
AUGAUGAAACUCAGAAGCCUCUUCACCUCCCUGCCUUGGCUGUGCGUACUCUUAAACACGUGCCCGUCACAAGGGGUAACCGGCAAGAAGCCUAAUGUCGUCCUGAUCAUGGUGGAUGACCUUGGGAUUGGCGAUCUCGGUUGCUAUGGGAAUGACACAAUGAGGACUCCUCACGUCGACCGCUUAGCCAGGGAAGGUGUGCGGCUGACGCAGCACAUCUCGGCAGCCUCGAUGUGUACUCCCAGCCGAUCUGCUUUCCUGACGGGAAGAUACCCCAUCCGGUCAGGAAUGGUUUCUAACAAAAUUUCCCGUGUCAUCCGGUCCCUUGGAGCCUCUGCUGGACUCCCUCCAAAUGAAACGACGUUCGCCGCCUUACUCAAGAAGCAAGGAUACAGCACAGGACUCAUCGGCAAGUGGCAUCAGGGUUUAAACUGCCAAUCCCGAAGUGACCAUUGCCACCACCCAUAUAAUUAUGGGUUUGAUUACUUCUACGGGAUGCCAUCCACACUGGUGGACUCCUGCUGGCCAGAUCCUUCCCGCAACAUGGAAUUAGCCAUCUCAAGCAGACUCUGGCUCUGUGUGCAGCUGGUCGCCUUGGCGGCUCUCACUGUCACGUUGGGGAAACUGAGUCGCUGGAUCGCUGUCUCCUGGUCCCUCAUCCUCUCCAUGAUUCUUUUUGUUUUUCUCCUGGGCUACUUCUGGUUCUCCAGCUAUACAUCCCAACUGUACUGGGAUUGCCUCCUCCUUCGAGAGCACGAGAUCACCGAACAGCCCAUGAAGGCAGAACGAGCUGGGUCCAUCAUGGUGAGGGAGGCGGUUUCAUUUUUAGAAAGGCACCGUCAAGGACCCUUCCUCCUCCUUUUCUGCUUUCUUCAUGUGCACAUCCCUCUCCCCACGGCGGAUGCCUUCAUGGGCGUCAGCAAGCACGGUCUGUACGGGGAUAACCUGCAGGAGAUGGACACCAUGCUGGGCAAGAUUCUUGAUGCCAUUGAUAAUCUGGGUCUGAAGAACCACACCCUCGUCUACUUUACAUCAGACCACGGAGGGCAUCUGGAGGCCAGGAGAGGCCACAUCCAGCUCGGAGGAUCGAACGGAAUAUACAAAGGUGGAAAAGGGAUGGGCGGCUGGGAAGGUGGAAUCCGUGUUCCGGGACUUAUCCGAUGGCCUGGAAAAUUGCCAGCCGGGAAAGUGAUUGAUGAGCCAACAAGUUUAAUGGAUGUUUUCCCAACUCUGGCUGCGGCGUCCGGGGGAACUCUGCCUCAGGACAGGGUGAUUGACGGCCGGAAUCUCUUGCCCUUGCUUCGGGGUGACGUCCAGCACUCAGGACACGAGUUCUUGUUCCACUACUGUGGUCCUUACCUGCACGCCGCCCGCUGGCAUCCAAAGGACAGCAAGGCGGUGUGGAAGGUUCAUUAUGUGACCCCAGUAUUCCAGCCACCAGGGUCUCAGGCCUGCUAUGUGACCACCUACUGCAGAUGCUCAGGAGAACUGGUCACCUACCAUGACCCUCCUCUCCUCUUCGACCUCUCCAGGGACCCCUCCGAGUCCAGCCCUCUGACACAGGACACGGAGCCCCUCUAUGAUUUCGUGAUCAAGACAGUGGCGGACGCCCUGGAGGAACACAAGAAAACCAUCGUCCCGGUCCGACAGCAGCUGUCGGAACUGAAUUAUGACAGCGUGUGGCUGAGGCCUUGCUGUGGGGUGUUCCCGUUCUGUUUGUGUGACAAGGAGGAGAACUCUUAAGCUGUGCAGGGGUGACAAGGGUUAGGGGAGCAGUUGAGAGCUGGCGAUGUGGGUUUCCAGCUUAUGGGUGUUCAAGGUGGGAAGCAAUGAAUUUGAGGGCAAAAGGGGAACAGGACACAUCAUCCCAGAAUGCACUGCUCUGUGAUGGGUUGUUUUGCACUAAAGGCAAUUAAGAUCCAGUAGACUCAGAAGAUGCUCCUUCCCUCUCCCUUAACCACCUAAAAGAAUUUAGACGGGGAAGCUACACCAGAAAGAGGCCUAUUGCCAGAGAUGACUUUUAUAUCAGAACGACGUAUCUGCACAUGACGGCAAAUAUUUGUUGACCAAACCCCUGUUCUUCUCCCCUUUCUAUGAAUUGCCUCCCUCCCCUUUGAAGCCCCAGACCCCUACCCCUUUCUGCUUACCCCAAUUCCCUAACUGCGUUGCACUCUGAAGUCUU